AUGGAGUCACUCAAGGCUCCAAUCCAGGCUGAGCCACCACACGCCGUCCCUAGCACACCGGCCACCGGGCCGGUGACACGCACUCCAACUGGCGACCACGAGCACUACCAAAGGAGGACCGCCCAAAAAAACUCUCCCCCGUUAUCUUCCUCUCUCUCCCUUACUCGACGGAAAACCACAACCCAUAGGCGUCAUACGAACUCCGACAGCAACUCCGGCGGCCCGACUACCACGGCGACCCUCUCUCCGGUAGUGGAAUUGGCUGAGCCAUCAAUAAGAGACGAAUUCGGUUUGUGUGUUCAACGAGGGGCACAUCGCGUGAUCGUUAGCCCAUUCUUUCUUUUCCCUGGAAGGCAUUGGUACCAGGAUAUCCCAUCUUUAACUGCUGAUGCUGCAAAGGAUUACCCUGGUGUAUCGUAUAUGAUAACUGCACCACUCGGCCUGCACGAGCUGCUUGUGGAUGUCAUAAAUGAUAGGAUCAAACACUGCUUGAGCCAUGUAGCCGGAGAAGCCGAUGAGUGUGCGGCUUGUACCGGAACAAGGAAAUGCAAGCUCUAUGGACUCAUGGAUGUAAUUAGAAAUUAAGUUUUUGGGAUUGAAUAUAGGGAUCCGAGGGUUCCUAUUUUACGAAAGUUGAAAUCGUUGCAUAUGAAAUAACCCAACGG
Molecule: messenger RNA, 665 nt
Organism: Hibiscus syriacus
Lineage: Eukaryota; Viridiplantae; Streptophyta; Magnoliopsida; Malvales; Malvaceae
Product: sirohydrochlorin ferrochelatase, chloroplastic-like
Exons: 5
Coding region: 1-585 (194 amino acids)
Molecular function (GO): lyase activity
Source: RefSeq, a predicted model, not a curated record